AUGCGGCGAUUGAUUCAGCACAGUUGGAGCUUGGAGCUUAGCACAGAGUAUGCGAUAGUAAGCAAAGCAGCUGUAGCCACCACCACUGCAGCACCAGCACCAUCCCAACCCACUACUUUGCCCAAUGUGCGCAGCUUCAAGGCGCGCAUACAAACCACAACUCCAAGAGCUCCAGGCAGCAAGCGCAAGAGUCGCCCACUGGCCACUGAGGCACAGCAGGCGCAGCAGCAGCAGCUGGCGGCGCUGAGCUCCAAGUCUUAUAUAUCUGGACCCACUACACAGGCUUCCAAGCUGUCCAAGCGCGCUGGGUUGCCAGCUUCAAAGAAAUUCUUGAAGGAUGUGCGCAAUCGCAGCAGCAGCUUGGCCGUCGAACGCAAUGGACUGCAACAUAAUGUGCCCGAUCAUGUGCCCGACUCCUCGGGCUAUGUGCCGCAGCGUUUGGGACAUCCAGUGCAGUUGGACUACGGCUCUACAGGCGUGGACUCUAGCGGCGCGCCCACUGGCAGCGCUGGCUAUCAUGCUGCGCCUUAUGAUGGCAACAAGUGGCAUGAGGAGUACUGGGAGCAGGACUACAGUGGUCAGCAGUUUCUACACAACAGCACCAGAGUGCAGCAUAUUGAAGCUGAGUGCCAGGAUGAUUAUAUGAAAAUACGCAUAGGCUUUAAUGGUUCGUUCAGCGGUUUGCUUUACUCUGCUGGCUAUGCAUACGAUCCGGACUGCAUGUAUAUAAACGGCUCUGGUCGUGACUACUACGAGUUCUAUAUACAGCUAAAUCGCUGCGGCACUUUGGGCAAGAAUUCGCUGCAGGAGGAAAGUCGCAAGAAUCCAACAAACUUUAUGUGGAAUACAGUCACAGUGCAGUACAAUCCGCUUAUAGAGGAGGAAUACGAUGAGCAUUUUAAAGUAACCUGCGAGUAUGGCUAUGACUUUUGGAAAACUGUUACGUUUCCCUUUUUGGAUGUAGAAGUGGCUACAGGCAAUCCUGUUGUGUUUACGCUAAGUCCACCCGAGUGCUAUAUGGAAAUACAGAAUGGCUAUGGCAUAGGUGGGCCGCGUGUAACUGGCCCAGUGCGCGUGGGCGAUCCUUUAACUUUAAUCAUCUACAUGCGCAGCAAAUAUGAUGGCUUUGAUAUAGUCGUUAAUGAUUGCUUUGCGCACAAUGGCGCCAACAAGCGCAUACAGCUCAUAGAUCAGCAUGGCUGUCCCGUGGACGACAAGCUCAUCUCGCGCUUUAGAGGCUCCUGGACAGAUGCAGGCAUCUAUGAAACUCAAGUUUAUGCCUAUAUGAAGACGUUCAGAUUCACAGGCUCGCCUGCUUUAUAUAUUGAGUGUGAUGUGCGCAUGUGCCAUGGUCGCUGUCCCAGUCAGCCCUGUCACUGGCGCAACUUGAAGGCGAUAACCAAGCGCGACAUUUCCAAUCGAACAGCUACAAAUUUGUCGCUGCCACCGCUGAGUGAAGCGCCUGAGCACACUACAGAUAAUCCUGCGCAGCCUGCGCUUUCAGAGAAUGUGAAUCUGUUUCAGUCGCUGCGCGUGCUGCAGGAGGGCGAAACGGAUGGCGACGAUGUCUAUGCGCAUCGGCAGUCCAAGACGCAGCUAACGCAGCAAACUUGCCUUAAGACAACGACGUUCUCGGCGCUUACCGCCAGCUGCUCAGCGCUGCUGGGCGUGUUGACUAUAAGCCUGUUCAUAGCCUGCUCACGCCUGAAGCAACGCAAGCAGUCGACGCUUUAUGAUUCUUAUAUAGCGCACAAGGGACAAAUCGAUUGAUAUUAGUGUAUGUGGCUUUAUUGUAAAUAGUUUAAUAAUAUUUGUUUGUGCGUAGCUUAGUGUAAGUGAUA
Messenger RNA from Drosophila busckii, 1841 nucleotides. RefSeq lists its product as uncharacterized. The transcript has 8 exons. The record is from RefSeq and is a predicted model, not a curated record. The coding region runs from base 1 to 1770 and encodes 589 amino acids. Lineage: Eukaryota; Metazoa; Arthropoda; Insecta; Diptera; Drosophilidae.